AUGACUAGGCUUUAAUUUUACUUAAUUAAUUUAAAAAUAAAGAGUUAACUUAAAUUGAUAAAUUAAUACUAAAACACCUUCAAAGAACGGGAAAACCUCAUGGUACUAAAAGACUUCUUAAUGAAUGAAAAAAAUGAUAAAAUCCAUUUCACAUUUGGUUCUUAUCUACAAUUUAAAUUAGGAAGCAUGGAUCUUUAAAAAAAAAACGUAAAUCCCCAGACAAUUUGCAAAAUUUAACAAUUUUUUGAUUUCAUCAUUUCGAAUAAAUUACUUGUUUUAAUUCAAGAUAAUGAUGAAAGAUUGGGAGUCAUAGUUAAAAAUUAUAAAAAAUUUUUCGAAAAAAUAAGUAUUUUAAUAUCACAAUAGAAUAAGCCACAUAUAAUGCCUAAUUUAAAAAUAUAGUUUUCAAUUUCAAAGAAUAUUUCCAAAACAUUGUAAAAAUCAUUAAAAUUAUGAGGCUUAGCGAAAGGAAAUAAUAUUGUGAGAAAGAAUAACUUGAAUAGAAAAAAUUGAAUGAAAUCAAUUUGUUUUAAUAACUUAAAUAUCUUAUGAGACUAUUAGAAUAAAUUAUAUAAGAAGCAAUUUAAGAUAUUAAUGAUAAUCGAAAUGAACCUUAUGAAGGCAUAAUGCUUUAAUAAGAGAUAGAAAAGAUUUAGAAGAAAUUAUCAAAUUUAAAUCUAAAAAAUAAAGAAUUUUCUGUUGUGAAUAAGCUUAAGUAGAAGCUACUUGCCUUAUCUAGCGCAACUCUUAACAAGAGAAGUUUUUAGAAAGAAGCUGAAUGUGUUUUAAAACUAAUUCUAUAAACUGAAAAAAAAGCCUCAGAGCUAGAAGUCUUGUUAAUUCAAAAGGAGAACUUAAUUCAGUAUUUUCAAAAUUUAUUGAAUAACCUAAAUUUCUAUUAUAAACACCAGAUCUAAAAACUUCAAAAAAAACUUUGAUGAAUUUAUUGAAAGUUUUAAAGCGAUUCUAAUUUUACAAGAUGAAAUAGAGUCUGUUUCAUAACCUGAAAAAUUAAAAGAAAUUAAAUUACAAUGUUCUUACAAGCUUUCAUUUUAAUGUAUGCAAAAAUAAAGGUUGAACAUGUAAAAGCUUAAAUUAUCAUCAGAAGAAUUUUAAUAAUUAAAAGAUGUUAUCAAGUUGGAUGAGUUUUUACAUGAUAUAAUUAUACAUUAUCCAUAAAAAUUAAUCGCCUGUCACAACUAAUAUUAAAAAUAUAUAUUACCUGAAUUAAUAACAAUGAAAGUCCCUGAAGAAGGCCUGCAAAAUAAUUUAUCUAAGUAUCAAGGAACAAUAGAAUAUUUAAUAUUUAAAUUAAGCAUAAUAGAUGAAUAAAUUAUUCAGUCAGAAAAAAAAGAUUUAGAGUUGAUUCAGAAGGAAUUCGAAGAAUUAUUGAUAGAAGAAUUUAGGUCAAUUUAACUAAUAGAAAGAAUAAUGAAGAUGAUUGGAGAUAUAUCAAUUGAUGAAUCAAUAAAAAAUGUGGCUAAUGAAAAAUUUAAUCAAUCAUAAUUGAUUAUAGAAAUAUGA
Molecule: messenger RNA, 1524 nt
Organism: Paramecium primaurelia
Lineage: Eukaryota; Ciliophora; Oligohymenophorea; Peniculida; Parameciidae
Source: the annotation of a GenBank genome assembly